Musca domestica (house fly) is the source of this 1063-nucleotide messenger RNA. RefSeq lists its product as uncharacterized. The coding region runs from base 74 to 895 and encodes 273 amino acids. NCBI's taxonomy places the organism in Eukaryota, Metazoa, Arthropoda, Insecta, Diptera, Muscidae. Gene Ontology annotation, cellular component: extracellular region. The record is from RefSeq and is a predicted model, not a curated record. Gene Ontology annotation, molecular function: chitin binding. The transcript is spliced from 2 exons.
UCAAAACGCAAAUUAUUUGAGAAAAACACAAAACGAAACAGAUUUGGGCGAUAGUUAAACAACUCGGAAGAAUAUGUCGAAAGUUCUUGUGUUGACAGUGGUCUGGUGUAUGCUGUGUCUUGCCGCUGGUGAAACGUUUGACGAAUGCGAGGGUGCGGAGCCGGGCACAUAUGUGGCUAGUUCACAAAGUUGUUCUGCCUUUAUUUAUUGUGACGGUGAAGAUUCUAUCUUGGACGAAUGCGAAGAAGGUCUUUAUUUUGAUGGCGAGGAAUGUGAUGAUAAGGAUAAUGUGGAAUGUCCACUGGACAAUGCAAAUGGCGGUGAUGGUGAUGGUGACGGGGAGGAGGGUGGAGAUGGAGAUGGAGAAGAAGACCCAGAAGAAACACCGGAAGCACCAGCGCCACAACCAAGUGUAACUAAACCACCGCCGGUUACAACUGCUGCAACGAGCGCACCCACAACACCAAUCGACAGUACACCGGAAAUCAUUGACGUUCCUCCCAUAGUGAGGGAUACAUGUCCACCAAAUGAUGAUCCAAAUCAGAUUGUCCUCAUUGGGAACAGUAACUCCUGUUCGGAUUAUUAUGUCUGUUAUCACGGAAAUGCCAUUGCUAUGCAUUGUAUGGAUCAUCUUCACUUCAAUGCAGCCUCGGGCAAAUGCGACUUCCCUGAGAAUGCAAAUUGCAAGUUGGCAGUGCAAACCCCCACAGAAUUCAACAAAUGCUUGCCGCACAUGUCAGAGUUCUUCCCACAUCCCACAAAGUGUAACUACUUUUACUACUGCAUCAAAGGAUAUCAGACGUUGCAACAGUGCCCCUUCUACUAUGGCUGGGAUUUUGAGAAACGGACGUGUAUUCGUAUGUCACAAGCCAAGUGCUACAAUGGCAGUUCAUAACCCAUUCACAUGUCAGCCGCACAUGUUGCUGUUUGCAUUUUUAAUUAGAUUGUAGAGUUUUUAUAUUGAAUUAGGGUCUAAUAAAAUGAAGCUUUUCUAGAUGGAAGGAAAUAGAAUUUACGGAAUCACCGAGAGAAGGGUAAGGCAACGGAACAUAUUUAUUUAAUA